This is a messenger RNA of Linum tenue, 186 nucleotides long. The record is from the annotation of a GenBank genome assembly. NCBI's taxonomy places the organism in Eukaryota, Viridiplantae, Streptophyta, Magnoliopsida, Malpighiales, Linaceae.
AUGACGAUCUGGGAAUUCAUUAUCUCAAAUUCAAUACCACUUACGUGUGGAAAUUCACCCCAAUUCCAUGGACGACGCUCUUCUGGUGCUAUUUGGCCCCGUCCGGCGGUGCUCGCCAUGUUGCUUUUGAAGCUUAUAACCAGAGAAUGGGUGAUCAAGGGAUGGGUUACCCUACUGUUUGGAUAG